Molecule: messenger RNA, 4604 nt
Organism: Chiloscyllium plagiosum (whitespotted bambooshark)
Lineage: Eukaryota; Metazoa; Chordata; Chondrichthyes; Orectolobiformes; Hemiscylliidae
Gene: popdc3
Product: popeye domain cAMP effector 3
Biological process (GO): heart development; striated muscle cell differentiation; skeletal muscle tissue development
Cellular component (GO): sarcolemma
Molecular function (GO): cAMP binding
Source: RefSeq, a predicted model, not a curated record
UUUACAUAUAUUUGAGGUACUGGGAGGGUCCGACAACUGAACAGACCCCCAUUUGGCUUCGACAGAAAAUCCUGGACAGUGGUCUUUCCCCACCGCAGCUGCCCUACAACGGCAUACUAAGUUUUGUGGAAGCUGUCAUGUGGGGGACUAGUCGCAAAACCUGGAGAGCUGUCUCACAGCCAUACUGACUGAAUCACUGUCACUGACAUCGCCAUCACUGUCCCUGGGUAUUCUGUUAUGACAGACUCACCAGCCCAUGCAGCAUUUUAGUAUACAACUGGAAAGCUUUAGUCUUGCGUUGCAACAUUAUUUACUACUUAAAGGACCUUGGUUUGCACUUAUUGGCCAUUAACUUUGCUUAUAUGGUUACUUUUGACAGAUCUGCCAGAUCCAUGAUCAAUUCCAUGUUUGUAUUGUUAGCAAUGAGAAGAGCUCAAUGUGCACUCACUGCCCGAGGGUCUGGUAAAUGCAUAAUCAUUUCACGUAUUGAAGAAGUUUGGCAAAUGGUGGUAUGAGGGGCAUGUGCACAUCGAGACGAGCCCUCGCGUAUGGCACGAGGUGAGUUGCUGCUCUUCACUGCCAGCAGCAAUACUCGGGUUAAAUGGCCCUUCUUUCCGAGCUACAACCAUUCUCUGAUUAGGUGAAGAGUUGAGCUGUGCUUUCUCACCAGGUAACGAGUUGGACCGAAGGGUCUGUUUCCGUGUUGUACAUCUCUAUGACUCGAUUUCUAACCCCCGGGGCUGUUAUAACCAUUGGAUGCUAACUGUUGCUUGAGGCCCGCGUUGGAUUGAAUUGUCACAUGUUGUCCUGCUACUGAGAUCGCGGUGACGCGAGCUAUUUAUUUGGAACUAUUUUUAAUGCACUAACAGGGCGGUUCAUAUAUCUUGCUAUAUAUAAAGUGAUUAAUGCUGCUGCUAAAUCUGGAUGGGUGCUAGUUAACCCUACACACUCCUUAAUCCGUGCAUUUUCUUUUGUUUAGGACAGCAAUGUUUCUUAUAUGAAUCAGAAUACCAGGUACAGAGUAAAUAAAGGUGUAUAGAUUAAAUUUUGUCUAUCAUAAUGCUUCGGCCUGAGGGAAUGGACUUUAUAAAUAGUUCUGGCCUCCAAGCCGAGGGUGAGAGCAAGUCUCAGAACUCGAUGGUGUUGCUUCCAAACGGCUGGAACAACGGAUGGUGUCAAAUGGCGAGAAUAUUUUCGAAGGCUCCUUCACCCAGUCUCAAUGUGGGCUGCAGCGUCCGUGCUUUAGGAAGGAAUGGAGGCUGACUUACUGCCUGCUCGCACCGCAUCUAUGUAAGUGUAGGUGGAGGCAGUGAGUAACAGAGUGCACUGGCCAAAGACCCAAAGCAGUUCCUUACGGCAGCCGAAGGCCGUGAGAGCAAGGUCACAGCUCAGGAAGUCUAGAAGAAUUGCUCUGUUGAGCGGAGGAGACAGGCUCGUAAAAUUGCCAUUUCAGGGGUAACUUCAAUUGUUGGACUCUGUGAGAUAGCUUCAUCCACCUCAUCCCAAUAUCCACCUUGUCACUAAGUUUGCUCCUGUAUUCUGCUUUCAGCCCACACCACAGAUACCAGAAGAUCAGAAUAAUCCGCGGGAAGAAAUCUCUAACCCUCUGCGUUCAUUCUGGCAUCUGGAAAGUCGCCCAGCCUUCAGGUAGAGAAGAGCCCAGCCCCUGCCAAUCCUUUCCAAACUGCUAACAGUGUCCUCUGCGGCUGUUCCGCGACUUGCAAUCUCCACAGCAAGAAAGUUGAGCUUUGGACGAAAAGGCAUUUGAGUAACCGGGGUGGCCACAAAACGGAUCUAUCUGCACUCGGUGUGAUGUUGACGAGGAGCUGCUCUGAGGCGGCUGCUCGCAGUCAGUGACUGUGCCCCAUGCUGUCUGUCUAACAGCACUGUCUAACUGCACCUAGUGGCUCUCAGACACCUCCGCCUAUGCCCUCUGCUCAGGAAAAGAGGUGAGAAAGGCAAAGCGAGCGAGUGCUGGGGGAAGCGAUGGCUGCAGCUCUCCCUAAAUGAGCGGGGCGGUGCUGCAGCGUGGGCCCCGGCCUGGCUCAGAUUGUCCUUGCAGCCAGUUGCAGGGCAUGGCCAGCGGGAACAGCUCGGUGUGGGAGGCGCUGCUGUUACUGCCUGCUCAGGCCUCCUGCCCCAGCUGGAGGCACAGCAUGGAGGGCUCGGUCUACCAGCUCGCCAACAUCUUCUUCACCCUCGGCUACAUGGGCGGCAGUGGCCUGGUCGGCCUCCUGUACAUCCACCUGUUCCUGGCCUCCGGUUUCCUCUGCACCUCGGUCUGGGCGUGGACCGACGCCUGCGCCGCCGAUAUCUUCUCGUGGAACUUCGCGCUGCUGGCGGUCUCCGCCGUCCAGCUCAGCCACAUCGCGUACCAGCUCCGCAGUGUCUCCUUCCAGCACGACCUACAGAAUCUGUACGGAGCCCUCUUCCAGCCGCUCGGAAUCCCCCUGAGCAUCUACAAGAAGAUCGCCACUUGUUGCACCGUGCUCUCCCUGGAGAAGGAUCACUGUUAUGCCAUGGAGGGCAAAACCCCCAUUGAGAGGCUCUCGCUGCUCCUGUCUGGCAGGAUUCGGGUGACGGUGGACGGGGAGUUUUUACAUUAUAUCUAUCCCUAUCAGUUUUUGGAUUCUCCAGAAUGGGAUUCACUCAGACCGUCAGAGGAAGGGAUCUUCCAGGUGACCCUAACAGCCGAGACCAGCUGUCGCUUCGCAGCCUGGAGGAGGAAGAAGCUGUACUUGUUGUUCGCCCAGCACCGCCGCAUUUCCAGGCUCUUCUCGGUCUUGAUUGGGAAGGACAUUGCCGACAAACUGUACUCACUGAAUGACAAGGUGUGCCUGAGUAACGGGCUGCGCUAUGACCUGCGGCUGCCGAGCUUCUACCACCUGGCGGUGCCUGUGGGGGAGCUCUCAGAGAGGAACCCCCCCGGGCAGCAGCAGCAGCAGCAGCAGCAGCUCUGAGGCGCCUUCUUCCCCAACCCCCACGGCCUUCCAGCCUCCCGGGGAGGGGGAUGCAGCUCCGCGCCCCUCCUCCCACCUGCCCGCAGCCCCUAGACCCCGUCUUGGGGGCGGGAGAGGGGAAGGGGAACUGAGGAUGGGAAUGAGAGAAGCGAUCAGAGAUUUACCUUGUGAUUGACUCCCCACCCUCCCACUCUUUUGAAAGAUGUAAAGUGGGGAGGGGGGCAAACAAGAGAGGGGUGUCUGCCCUUGGCCAGCCAAGUGCCAGAGCGGUGGUGUGUUCCUGCGAGUGACAGUCGAACAUUACAGAGUCAGUGCCCCCUUCUGAGUGUCUUGAGUUCGGGUCUCCGCUGACUUUUAGUCUCUCUUGGUGAAAUAUGUGGGAAGGAAGUCUUUUUUUCUUUAGACAAGCUGCCGUGCAGUGUGGAAAUUGGCGAGUGUGUGUGUGAGAGAGAGAGAGAACAUUGCUGCUCUGUGCACUGACAGUCACCCCACUCCCAGAGCCGCAAUGGAUCCUUGACUCUCUGCGCCUUCCUGCUGCUGCUUCGCUCUGGGAUUCCGUGUCUUUUCCCCUUAACAGCAGCCUGGGCUGGGCACACUUACAGCACGGCUGAAAGGACAGACUCAGACUCUCCUGGACAGGAGGAUUAAAUGAAGCUCAGGUUGGAACUUCCUGAUGGUUUCGUUGACUUCACUUCCCGCUUUAUUGUCCAGGGAGACCAAAUGAUGUGGGGAAGGUUCGACGCUGAAUUUGCACUGAAUAACGUCCAAGGACGGCUUCCAUUAACCGAGAGAUAUUGCCUGUUCAGUUGCUAUCAAUAAUUACAUUUACUGUGAAAGAGAAAGGCUGCAUCCUUGAUUUUAUUUUGGUCAUACAAUACAUUAAUGGUGGUUACUGGACAUAGGCGUUCAAAGUAAUCGAUGUAAUUGGCACUUUCCGACGAAAGCUGUUGAAUCAAAAUAGCGUUAAAAGGAAAGACGGUGUUGGAUCAAUCCCCAGGAUUGCCAGUAAACGAUCAGAAAUGUUCCGGCAGGUUAGAUGCAAUAUCAAAUGACAAUCAGCGCUUUGGUCCCGAGAAUUGACUGAACUAUAAAGGUCCCUUCUGGAGAAUCCCUCAGCUGAAGCAGUAGCUGUGAGCACCAUCCAAUUCCCAGUUGCUUAGAAACACAAAGCAAUUAAAAGUCUUAUUUCAUAAAGCCUGAAAGGGGUAGAUUUUUGUUUCGUUUGGAAUUUGAACCAAAGAGCAAAUGGGUUUCGAGACAGAGUCCCCGUCCAGUAUUGCCGCAUUAAAACUCCAGGGAGUGCUGAAGCCAUCGUGCCCAGGGGCAUGUUCCUUCAAAAUUGAAAAUCCGAGGCCAAGGGACUUUCAGUUUCCAGCCACAGUAAAGAGCGAAACGAAGGUGACGCGUCAGGAAUUGGUUUGUCAAAGUUGCAAAGCUAGGCUGGAGGCUUAAAAAAACCCGAGAAAUGAAUGAAAGGGAAACACUUGAGGGAAAUAAAUUGUUCUGAAAUCUGGGAAAGAAACGGCCAGAUAGCGACUGUGCCCCCAGGCUAGGGCCAAUAGCAUGACUAUCAGGAGAAUCGACGUUUCGGGCAUCAGCUCUGAUGAAGAGCUUAUGCCCGAAACAUCGAUUCUCCUGCUCCUG